This is a messenger RNA of Dentiscutata heterogama, 248 nucleotides long. Lineage: Eukaryota; Fungi; Glomeromycota; Glomeromycetes; Diversisporales; Gigasporaceae. The record is from the annotation of a GenBank genome assembly.
AAUUGCCAUAUAUUGAUAUUCCUAGAUUUACUACGAUUGACCCUAUGCACAAUAUAUUCUUAGGUACAAGUAAGUAUAUAGUGCAACAUGCAUGGAUAAAUAACAAUUUACCAAAACUUGGUAUUAAACAAUUGCAUGAAAUUCAAAUUCGAAUUGAUUCAAUUUCUUUACCAGUUGAUAUAGAAUAUAUAAACUUUAAAAUUACCUCAGGUUUUGAUACACUUAUAGCUGGUCAAUGGAAAAUAUGG